GGUUCUCUCUGGUGUUUUCACUAGCCACGGCCUAUGGCGCUCUCUGACGUCACCGAAGUGACGGAGCGAAAAAGCGCGAGAAACGGCUUGGUUCCCACCCUGCAGAGAGGGGAGUGACAUUCAGCUGACAAGGACUGGGGACAUCGCGUCCUUGUCUUGCCUUUGUCGCCCCCGCCCCGCUCUUUCCUGGCUGGGCUGGCGGACGCCUUGCCGAUGAACCUGACUGAGGGUCCCCUGGCGGCAGAAAUGGACCCUGCACAUGACCGUGUGGUCUUUGAGGACGUGGCCAUAUAUUUCUCCCAGGAGGAGUGGGGGCACCUUGAUGAGGCUCAGAGAUUGCUGUACCGCGAUGUGAUGCUGGAGAAUUUGGCCCUUUUGUCCUCACUAGGUUGUUGGCAUGGAGCUGAGGAUGAGGUGGCACCUUCACAGCAAGGUUUUUCUGCAGGAGUGUCAGAGGUUACAACUUCAAAUUCCUGUAUGAUCACCCAGAAGAUCCACCCUAGUGAGACGUGUGGCCCACCCUUGAAAGACACUCUGUGCCUGGUUGAGCACAAUGGAAUUCAUCCUGAGCAAGACAUAUAUAUUUGUGAGGCAGAGCUUUUUCCGUGCCCAGAGCAGCAAAUUGGAGAGAAUCUUUCCAGAGGGGACAAUUGGAUACCUUCAUUUGGGAAGAACCACAGAAUUCACAUGGCAGAGGAGAUCUUCACAUUCAUGGAGGGUUGGAAGGACUUACCAGCCACCUCAUGCCUUCUCCAGCAACAGGCCCCUCAAAGCGAGUGGAAGCCAUACAGGGACACAGAGGACAGAGAAGACUUUCAGACUGGACAAAAAGAUUACAAAUGUAGUGAAUGUGGGAAAACCUUCACCUACAGAUAUUCACUUGUUGAGCACCAGAAAAUCCACACGGGAGAAAGAUCUUAUGAAUGUAACAAAUGUGGGAAAUUUUUUAAGUACAGUGCCAAUUUCAUGAAACAUCAGACAGUUCACACUAGUGAAAGGACUUAUGAGUGCAGAGAAUGUGGAAAAUCAUUUAUGUACAACUACCGACUCAUGAGACAUAAGAGAGUUCACACUGGAGAAAGGCCUUAUGAGUGUAACACAUGUGGGAAAUUCUUUCGGUACAGCUCCACAUUCGUUAGACAUCAGAGAGUUCACACUGGAGAAAGGCCAUAUGAGUGCAGGGAAUGUGGGAAAUUCUUUAUGGACAGCUCCACACUCAUUAAACAUCAGAGAGUUCACACUGGAGAAAGACCUUAUAAGUGCAAUGAUUGUGGGAAAUUUUUUAGGUAUAUCUCCACACUCAUUAGACAUCAGAGAAUUCACACUGGAGAAAGGCCUUAUGAGUGCAGUGUGUGUGGGGAAUUGUUUAGGUACAACUCCAGCCUCGUUAAACAUUGGAGAAAUCACACUGGAGAGAGGCCUUAUAAAUGUAGUGAAUGUGGGAAAUCAUUUAGGUACCACUGCAGACUCAUUAGACACCAGAGAGUCCACACGGGAGAAAGGCCUUAUGAGUGCAGCGAAUGUGGGAAAUUCUUUCGUUACAACUCCAACCUCAUUAAACAUUGGAGAAAUCACACUGGAGAAAGGCCUUAUGAGUGCAGAGAGUGUGGUAAAGCCUUUAGCCACAAGCAUAUACUUGUUGAGCACGAGAAAAUCCACAGUGGAGAAAGACCUUAUGAGUGUAGCGAAUGCCAGAAGGCCUUUAUUAGAAAAUCUCACCUGGUUCAUCACCAGAAAAUCCACAGUGAAGAGAGGCUUAUGUGCUCCAUGAAUGUGGGGAAUUCUUCAGCUGCAACUCCAACCUCAUUAAACAUCAGAGAUUUCACAAUGGAGAAAGUUUACCAUUGACCAUUGUAAUUGGGUAGUAAUGUUACAUAAAUUCCACCUUUUUAUGUAACUAAUCUCCAGAACAUUUUUCCUCUUGCAAAAAAAGUAAAAUGCUGUAUCUAUUAGAAACAACUCAUUCCCCUUUCCUACUGUCCCCAGAAAUGUCUCAACUAUAUGUCUAUACUCUGUAUCUAUGAAUUUGAUAUCUAUUGGUACCUCAUAUAGGUGGAUUCAUACAGUAUUUGUCUUUUGAGACUGGCUUAUUUCACUUAGGAUAAGGUCUUCAUGGUUCACCCAUGUUGUAUAAUGUGUCAGAAUAUCCUUCCUUUUUAGGUGAAAUAAUAUUCUAUGGUAUGUAUAUACUCCUUUUAUUUAUCCAUCUGUUAAUGGAUGCUUGGGUUACUUUCAUCUUUUGAAAUAAUGCUGCUAUGAAGAUGAGUAUACAAGUGUCUAUUCAAGAUUCUACUUUUGAUUCUUGUUGGGUUUAUACUCCAAAAUGGUGGUGCUGGAUCUUACAGAAUUUCUAUUUUUAAUAUUUUUGAGAAAACUUAUUCCAUAGUACCUGUGGCAUUUUACAUUCCCACUAGCAGUGCACAAGGAUUACAAUCUAUAUACAUCCUCACCAACAUUGUUCAUUUUCUAUUUCUGUUCUUUGGGAUUUUUUGUUGUGCCUUUUGUUUUGGAUAGCAGGUAUCCUUUUGGAUGCGAGGUGGAAUCUCAGUGUCUUUCAUUUUUAUUUUGUGAAUGAUUAAUGAUGUUGAUCAUCUUUUCAUGUGCUUGUUAGGCAUUUGUGUAUCUCGAAAAAUAUUCAAGUCUUUUUUUUUUUUUUUUUUUUCAUUUUAAUGGGAUUAUUUGCUUUUUGUUUUUGAGUUAUAGAAAUUCUUUAUAUAUUCUGGAUAUUAACUCCUUAACAAAUAUAUGCUUUUUACAUAUUACCUCCCAGUCCAUAGGUUGUUUUUUUGCUCUGUUGAUUGUGUCCUUUGAUGAAAGUUUAAAUUUUGAUGUACUUUUGACUCUGUGUCUUUGGCUUCUGUAUUCAUGCAUCAAACCAACCACAGAUCAAAAGUAUUUGGAGCAUCCAUGGAUUGUACUGAUCAUUAAUCACAAAUAUUCAGAAAACAAAAAGGGUAGUUGCAUCUGUACUAAACAUGAACAGACAUUUUUUCUUGUCAUUAUUCCCUAAAUCAUAUAGUAUAAUAAAUAUUUACAUAGCAUUUACAUUG
Molecule: messenger RNA, 3050 nt
Organism: Sapajus apella (tufted capuchin)
Lineage: Eukaryota; Metazoa; Chordata; Mammalia; Primates; Cebidae
Gene: ZNF548
Product: zinc finger protein 548
Biological process (GO): regulation of DNA-templated transcription
Source: RefSeq, a predicted model, not a curated record